AUGGAAGAUACUAAUCCAGAAGACAGUUAAGAAUUCACUGAAAUUUAUGUCUGGGGAAAUGAUUAUUACGGUUAGUUGGGAGUAGGGCUCGAUUAGACAAUACAUCAUGUGCCAAAAGUCUGUUCUUUUAACAUAGUCAUUAAUCAAGUGUCAUGUGGAGAUGAGCAUACGGUUUUUGCUGCUGAGCAAGAAGGUCUUGUAUACUGCAUGGGAUCAAAUCAAGAUGGCAAGCUGGGUGUGGGCGAAAAGACUCUAAGAAAUUCGAAUGUGCCUUGCCUUGUUGAGGGGCUUUCAGACAUUAAGCAAGUUGCAUGUGGAUCUUCACACACUUUGGCUCUAAGUAGAAAGGGAGAAGUUUUCUCUUGGGGAUCAGGAUUUUAUGGAGCAUUAGGUGUUGGAGAAGCAAGAGUAAACGAUAGACCGCAAGCAAUUAGAGCAUUACAAUAGGAAAAUGUUAUAGAUAUAGCUGCAGGAAGUAGACAUUCAUUGUUUCUCUGUGUUAAUUAAAGAGUUUACGCUAGUGGAGAGUCAAAGUCGGGUUAAUUGGGACUUGGCCAAUCAUAAAAUUUACCUGAGAGAGUCUUAGUUCCAUCGAUAAUUCAAGCAUUGAAUGGGCAAAGAAUAAAUAAAGUGUGCUGUGGAAAACUUCACUCUAUGUUUUUAACAUAAUAAAAGGAAGUAUACGUAACAGGUGCAAAUAACUUUGGAUAGUUGGGAAAUGGAACUAAAGCGAAUCUCUAUGUACCAGAAAAAAUCAAAGGACUUUCAGAUGUAAGACAGAUGUCAGCGUGGCAGUAUUCUGCUGCAAUUACUCAUUCAAAUCAAUUGUAUGUUUGGGGCACUGGAAUAUUUGGUGAGUUUCUAACUCCUCAGCUAUCUUAAUUCUCGCCUGAUAAGUGUCCCUCUCAAUAUGAUAGUGUUCAUGUUGGAGGAAAUUUCACAGUUUUGAUUGAUAGAGAUAGAAAACCCUACGUUUGGGGUGCUAAUACAAGCAAUGAAAUCGGCACUGGUGAUUCAUAACCAUAGCUAUACCCAGCCUUACUUACAUAAAUAGAGGAUAAAUAAGUUUUUGGCUUGGGCAUUGGAAACACCUUUGCUUUUGCUUUAGGUUAAAAACUUAGAAGCAGUGAUAACUAUCAAUCAAGCAACACAGAAGAAGUCUAAAAUUCUUAAUAAACUGAAUAUUAUGUUGGCACCAGAUUGAUAGGAAAGUAUAAUGAAACAUCAGAGGUUUCAAACACAUAUAAUACUGAAUAUGAUGAAACCAAUAGAAGAUAUCAAAAUCCUUCACUUUAUGAGUAGUAAUAGCAGCCAAAUAACAAUCAAAGAGAUACCUCUUAGACUCGAUAAAUUGCUAAUAACUACAGAUAAAUAUAGAAUGAAGCAGCAUUUGAAAGAGUAUUAACACCUCCAUAUGAUUAUUAAAACUACAAUCAAAGAAAAGAAGAGGUCGGACCUACUAUGAAGCAUACAAUCAGUCAUACAGAUAUAUAUCAAAAUUAUAAAAAUCAACCAAUAGUAAACGCUCAAUCUAAGGCUGAAGCCAGUAACAGCACAGCUCUACUUGAAAAGAAAAUAUAAGAUUUAACUUACUAGAAUCAUGAGCAAGAACGAACAAUAAAAUUACUUAAAGAUGAUAAUACCAGACUUCAAUAGAAUGACGGACUUAAGCAGGAACUUGAAGCUAUUAAAAAGUCAGAAGCUUAGAAUAAGGUUAAACUUGGCGAGUUAGAAGGCAAAUUCAAAGACUUUGAGAAGUUGAAGUAGGAUUAUUAGCAACUUAAGGAUGAGAAUGUCAAGCUUAAGAGAGAAAAUGAUGAUCUCACUUACAAACUUACUAGAGCAUAGUAGUAAUAAAACUAUAACUCAGGCGGGCACAAACAUCAUAAAAAUAAGAAUCCUUACCAUAAAAACGGUGAUAGCAGUAAUAACACUACCACGAUUGAUUUCAAUUCGCCAGGCUAGAUGAAAAAACUUGAGGAGGACUUGGGCUCACCUAUUACUACAGUGAACUAGAAUGACUUGACUACUUUGAAAAUUGAAGAUUUAGACGAGGGGAAAAAAGGCUAUAACCCUGUUUGGAGACUAUAGAUAACUGAUGAUAAAAAUAUGGUUAAGUACGAUGGUAAAUUCUUAGACAGAAAUCAAAAUCUAGACAACUUCGGAGUGAGAGACAUUCCUAACUAUACCAGGAUUAAUCAUUAUGACUAUAAACCUUAGAAUUUAGAAUAGAAAUAUUAAGAGAUUGCUAGAAAUGAACCUAACAGAGAUAGAGUCGAUCCUUAUGCACUUCCUAGAUUUGGCAUGAAUCCAGACAGAUAUGAUAUAAAAACAUAAGAUAGAUACGACUAUUAAAGAAAUGACUAUAAAAGACCUGCCGCUGCCUAAGACUAAAAAGAGAAUCAAAUAGAUCCUUUAGCUUACCUAAACAAGAACAAUCAAGUAUUUUCAGAUGAUAGGGGAGAGAAAAAACAGCGAGAAAGACUAUACGACUACGAAAAUAGAAAGGAUUAUGAAGAGGCGCUAUACAAAAGAUAAUUCCAAGAUGUUAAAGAGGAAAAAACAGCACUCUAACCGACUACUAAUGCUGUUCAAAAUCAAUAUAACAGACCACUUCCAGUUACAAAUGAUUAUCAAAAACAUUAUGAACCUGUUAGUGCAAACAGACAUCUUGAUUAUAAGCCGUAGUAUGUACCAGCUACUGGCCUGAGAAAUGAUUACAAAUCUAAUAAUGACUAUGAACCUGUAUAUAACAGAAAAGAUGCUAAUCUGGAUAAACAACCUGCUAAUAAUCCUCCUCUAACCAACUACCAGCCUGCUUCAGCUCUAAAUAAACCACCAGCUACUCAACAUUAAGCCAGAUAGACUCCUAGCUUUAUCAAUAAUUAUGAGCCAGUAACUCAAAAUAAUGUGAAAUACGAGCAGCCAAUAUCAAAUCCACAUGUAAAUAACAGGCCUAAUCCUACUAAUUAGGAAAAUAAUACCAGUUACUAACCUACCCAUAAAACUAACAACUCUUAUAACAUACCACCUUAUGUAAAUAAUACGAAAGAUGAUGCUUCAGAUAAGUUUAGAAUAAACCUAUAGCCGAUCCAACCACAAACUAAUCCUACUUCACCAUUAAAUAGGAACAACCCACUUUCUCCUAUUAAUGAUAAGAACCUUUUAAAUCCAAACUACGUACCUAGCUCCACUAAGUACUCCCCUGCCCCAGCUGAUAAGCUUCAGUAUAAUCCACAAGGCUAAAACAAUAUUGCAAAGGCAGGAGGUAUUGCCAGAGUCGAUGAAAUCAGGUAGAAACUUGAUAAGUUUAAGCAGUAAAGAGAGGAAACUGGUAAGCUUGUACAAAACUAUAGAAAAUGA
Messenger RNA from Stylonychia lemnae, 3363 nucleotides. The record is from the annotation of a GenBank genome assembly. Lineage: Eukaryota; Ciliophora; Spirotrichea; Sporadotrichida; Oxytrichidae.